UGUAUGUUCAGUGUACAUUCUGGGCUACAGCAGGUCAAGAGAACCCCAGUGUUGGCGACUAUGAUCCGGUGUGAGGUCCCACAGCGCAGCUAGAAUAAAACUGUGUCACCAUGUUCCAGUGCCUCUGUUGACAGGUGCUCUUUUUGAAGGCGUUGGCACCCUGUCACCUCAUGCACACAUGCACCAUUGCACAGCUACACGAGGGAAGGCCAUCUCAGAUGUCCUUUCUCUAUCCUGGUCUUAGAUAUAAAAGUCAGACCUCGAUCAUCUCCUCUAUUGAACUCUCCUGGACUGGUCUCCAUUGGUGAAACAGCGUCAUACAAUGCAAUGACCCACUUAUCAGCUGCAAUUCAUUGUAGCUUGUGAAUGCAUUAUAAUGUUCAAAGAAACCUUAAACAGCAAUGGUGACAAAUGCCGAAUUUGCACCUGUCACAGUUCAGCUAAAACUGUUGUUCAAAGCUAUAAUCUUUCAGAACAGGAAGAAUUGUAGUAUGAGAAGUACAUGUUUUUUCCAGCACAUUGUUGCAGCUAUGCAUUUAAAGUAUCAAGGUCAAAUGCAUUGGCUUACAUUAGUUCUUAUAACUCAUCUUCACGCACAGCUGCUCCAUUGUCCUGUAUGCUGACUGUAUUCUUCGACUGUAAGAGAGUGAGGUGGCAUGGGUGGCACCGUUCCCGAGUUUCCCACUUUGGCAUUUCCUCCAGAGCAGCCGCCUACUGUGUCCACCAGCAUGCCGCACCUGACAUUCAUCAUUUAUUUACAUGCCAGACUUUAAUUGCGUAUGGGAGACCAGCGUGGCUUUCCCCACACGGCGGGCUGACCCACCGGGAGGAUAUCCUGUACAUGUGAUCUGCUAACGAAAAUGACAUUUCUUCUGUUCCUGUUGCUCAAAUUGUGUACAGUCAAAUUAGCAAUCGAGUCACUACAAUGACUGACAGGUGAGGGGUACACUAACACAACAGCAUCUUGUAAUUACACUGUUCUGUGAUCCCCCGUUUUGCAGUGUAUGUAAUGUAAACGAGAAGCUGUCUGUGCUCCCACCAUGUGUUUUUGGGCUGGAGGUUUACAACCGCAAAAAGGGUGCACACGAAUCUGGACCCACAGCGAGACAGAAAUAAAGAACAGCUGGAGAGCCAACAAGCAACAAUGUCAUGGGAGCUGGUAGAGCGAGGUACCUCCAGAGCCUUUUUGUUGUCUGAACUGCUCUUUCAGUCCAUGCUGUAGUUCAGCCCACAGCUGAAGGCUUUCUGAAGUCUCCUGGUCUCGGUAGCUGUGCACUCUUCAGGACAGUAAUGUGCAUGCAGAUGGCUCUUGCUCACGCUCAUCACCAUGGCAAUGGAGCUGGAAUAUGUAUUUGUACGCUGACUGAAUUGUGCGGAGAAGACAACAGAAAGAGGAGCUAAGCGUUAUCGUCCACAACCACUGCUGCCUCCUGGGCAUCCGCUCAUUCCAGGAUUUUCCGAGCCAGUCGACUCCAGCCAGCCUUGGGUCAGAUCUGUUAUAGCCACCAAGCUGAGCGUUGUGCAUGCUGAGGCAAAGGAGAGGAUGGACCAAAAUGGGGAUGGGUCUGUGCAGCUGGCAAUUGUACUGAAGAUCCAGGCUUCGUCCUUCCGUAAGGCAAAAGCAGCGACUGUGGGUUAAAACCCAGCCAACCACCACCUCCCCUUUUGUCACAUCCUCUCCUUCGCCCCUGUCCCACACUCCCUUCACGCCCCCGGCUCUCCCCAGUCUGUGGUUUUGCUCGUUUCUAUUUACCUCUCCACUAAUCCCCCGCGUGUGUUUCUCUCUCUCUCUCUCUCUCUCUCUCUCUCUCUCUCUCUCUCUCUCUCUCCCCUUCCCUCUCUCUCUCUCACUCUCUCUCUCCCUCUCUCUCUCUCACCCCCUCACUGCCUCUCCUCCUCUUUCUCGCUCAGAGCCAGCGGGCUGCCACUCGACCCACACUGCCUGCUACAUGAUCUCUUGGAAAACAGCGUUCCGUGUCUUUGUUGCUGUUGUUCGAAGCCGGAGCUUUUUUAGCUUGUGAUCUAACAGAACAGAAAAGAUGCCUUCGCAACGACUCUGACUCCUUCUCCUUCCUCAUGCUCCCCCCUCCCUCCUCCUCGUCUCCUGCCCCCUGACCCUUCCCUGCCUCCACUGUCCUUUGCCCCUUUUCAAACCCCCCUUCCUUAAUCCCCCUGUUCUCCCUUUCACCUCUCACCCCCCUCAACAAUGUUCUCAUGUGUUCACUGGCUUCAGUCUUUCCUAGCCUUGCUGUCCUCUACCUUAUUUGCUUGGGGCCAAAACUGCCCAUCCAUCUGCUUGUGUCCAGACCAUCACACCGUGGACUGCACCGGUCAAGGGCUCACCCGUCUACCAGACUCCAUCCCUCUGGACGUGCGGAGGCUCCUCCUGUCUAACAACUGGAUACCUUGGAUCCCCUCUGACUUCUUAGUUCUCUACAGUGACCUCGUCUACCUUGACCUGAGGAACAACUCCCUGACCAGGCUGGAGCCAGGGACCUUGGGUAUGUCGUCCAGGCUUGUCUACCUGGACCUAGGAAGCAACAACCUGACUGAGAUCCCUUCGGGGACUUUUGGAGAAUCCCGCAGCUUGAUCAAGCUGCGCCUGGGAAACAACCCCCAUUUGAGGAUGGUGGGCGAGGGCGCCUUCUCAGGCCUCACCUCCUUACGGGAGCUGGAGCUGGAACGGAAUGCCCUUUCCAGCCUGGACGUCAAGGUGCUGAGCCAGCUGCCUUCCCUGCGAGUAAUACGCCUGGAGGGGAACCCCUGGGUGUGCAACUGUCAUUUUGCCAAAUUAUUUCUCUGGCUGAUGGAAAAUCGUCACAAGCUCCCAACUGGGCUGGAGGGUAUGGAGUGCUCUCUCCCAGUGGACGGGCAGCAGGUCUCUCUGAGCAUGCUUUCUGAGGACAGCUUCCGAGAAUGUCGGGGGAUGCUCACUCUUAAAGACUAUCUGAUAGUCAUUUUCUCCGGGAUCUGUAUAUCAGUGGCUGCCAUCAUUGCCAGCUUUUUCUUGGCCUCAACUAUCCACUGUUUCCAGAGGCUCAAAGCCAACAGGACAGACGAGGAGGAGGGGGAAGACUGAGUGUAAGCUGCUAGGCUGCAACUCAGGAUCUGCUGCACCAACAGGUUCAUGGAUGUCUGCACGGAGGACUGAGAGACGGGGCACUAUGGUUCCAUGUCACAAAAGACCCCAUGUUACCUGUCAGUGAUAAAGGUGAGGCUGAAAACAUCAUUACAGGUUACAUUGACUCCCAGACUUUAUGAAUGAUGCUUGAAUGAUGCAAGAUGUUUGAGGGCUUUUAUACUUGAAGUUACUGAACCAAGCCUUAAGACGUAAACUGUUCCAGUAACAACACUGCAUAAAAUUACUGUGUUGUAGACCCCUUUAUUCAGGCUGUUAGUUAAAGGGGAAUUCCACUGAUUUUUCAAAAUUUGGGGGAAAUUAAAUAGUUAAGAUGUACACAAGGUCAUUCAAAGUGGUUUGAUGUAGAAAUGUGCGAUUCUACACACCAAGUCAUAAUUGUUCACAGUAGUUUUGAUAGGAACCAAACGUCCAGACUGUUUAUUGCCUCUCACAGAUAGUUUAUUUCACAAUCUAUUACGUGAAAUAGUUAUAAAUGUAUUACUCUGUGCUUGAGAUGUUGUUUUAGAGUAGUUUUAAGAAAUAUUCAAAGAGGCUUUUUUUUAAAUCCAUUCACUGGUGGUGAGCUACAGCUUUCUUGAAAGGCAAAAAUAGUCCCUUUUUUGGAUUUGUCCCUAUUUUUCCAAACCCAGAAGACACCUCUGGACAACUGGUUCAACAGUCACUUCAAAUAGAAAUAAAGUGGCUAUGUAUUGUGGACAUCACAACCCCCAGUUCCUAUCACCACCACUGUAAGAUAUCUGAGCCGGUAAGAUUCUCUACAGUGCACCAUUUUACGUCAGACUGCUGUGGAUGACACUGUUUACAUCUCAGCAAUUGAGUUAUGUAUGUUUGGAAAAUUUUUGAAAAGCCUGAAAUCUCCUUUAAAGGUACUGAGCAUAAUAUUUUAGCACUUCAAUUGCAGCAUAUCGUAAAGGACUUUUUAUGUAAAUGUGCAAGGCAAUGAAUAUUUUCUAUGUUAUUUUUGUUAAUGAGGAAUUGAAUCUCAUUGUUUACUAGUGAGGUCUACCUACUUGCACUUUAAGAUAGAGUUUAUAUAUUGCACAUAAUCCCAGUGAGCCAUAAAGUAGACUUUAUCAUAUAUCAUAAAUCAUAUAUCGUAAUGACUCAUGUCACCAAAGAAUUCUUGACAAAUUUGUAUUUUGUUAUACAUACUGUGGUGGAAGAGAUUGUUAUGCACACAAAGCUUCAUAAAGCUUUGAAAGUCCAUCCAGUGAUUUUUGUUUAUUGGCAGAAAUGGACAUAAUACUAACAACUACCUAGAUGUCCUGCCUCCAGUAUAAACCAUUAUGUCUUGAUGUUGCAAGCCUGAUUGGUUAAUGGGAGCCUGUGGUUUAGGAAUUGCACAGACAAAAUUUAAAGGAUUAAACUAUAAAUUUAAAUGUAUAAUGUAACAACUGUGAAUAGAAAGGGAACUUUUCAUUCUUUACGUUUUCACUUCUAUUUAGUUCAUUUCUGUUUCUUUUUUUUUUUUACUUUGAGUAAAUAUAAAAUAAAUGGUGACGCCAAAGUGUUCAACAGUUUUAAGUGUUUUGGCUCAUUUUACAGUUGAAAGCCUGCGCAAAUACACAGUCUUCGUAAAGCACAAAUCAGCUAUUUGUGCUUUCUUUUGUGUUUGCAUCAAGUAAACCCAUUCAGAUGCUUUGCUUUCCAACUGUUUUCCCCCACUGUGAGCCAAAAUUGUGAAAAUUAAAAACAAUAGUUUCCUAUGG
Pygocentrus nattereri (red-bellied piranha) is the source of this 4851-nucleotide messenger RNA. It is a transcript of the gene lrrc38a, whose product is annotated as leucine rich repeat containing 38a. The transcript has 3 exons. The record is from RefSeq and is a predicted model, not a curated record. Gene Ontology annotation, cellular component: voltage-gated potassium channel complex. NCBI's taxonomy places the organism in Eukaryota, Metazoa, Chordata, Actinopteri, Characiformes, Serrasalmidae. The coding region runs from base 2207 to 3079 and encodes 290 amino acids. Gene Ontology annotation, molecular function: potassium channel activator activity; transmembrane transporter binding; voltage-gated potassium channel activity.